This is a messenger RNA of Mytilinidion resinicola, 1917 nucleotides long. Its product is annotated as FAD/NAD(P)-binding domain-containing protein. Gene Ontology annotation, molecular function: FAD binding. The transcript is spliced from 10 exons. Lineage: Eukaryota; Fungi; Ascomycota; Dothideomycetes; Mytilinidiales; Mytilinidiaceae. The coding region runs from base 1 to 1773 and encodes 590 amino acids. The record is from RefSeq and is a predicted model, not a curated record.
AUGGAGCGGACAUACGUUAUCAUUGUCGGAGCAGGCCCCAGUGGCCUUGCUCUAGCGCUCGCGCUCGCACACCAACAAGUCAAGUGUAUUCUCCUCGAAGCGAAUCUCGACAUAUGCGAAGAUCCUCGGGCAAUUGCCAUUGCCGGCGAUACACAUCGCAUUCUGCAAUUGCUUGGGAUUAAUCAAGAGAAAAUGAAGAGUUUUGGACAGCCUUUGCCAUCCAUUAAUAUUCACCGGCAUUCCUUCACCGCGAAGCCCUUCCUAACAAUCAAUUAUGACAAAGAUUGGCUACAGCAAGGAUUAGCAAAUGGCACAACUGUCUUUCAACCAAAACUGGAGCAAUCGUUGCGCGACUUGGUCAAUGCUUCCGAUUAUGCGGAUUUGAGGACAGAGUGCCAGGUGUUGUCUUGUCGCCCUAGCGAGGAGGGUGUAGAGGCAACUUACGACAACAAAGGGACUACACAUCAGCUGAAAGGAGCAUUCUUAGUCGGUGCUGAUGGCAAGCGGGGAACGGUGCGCAAGGACUUCCUCGAGCCAUUUGGCAUCAAACAAGAAUACGGAAUACACGAGUACGAGGCCACAUGGAUUGCCGCAAACCUUCGAGUAAACGCACCCACCCCCGAAUCGCACCCAAAAUUCCCACUGUGGAAUCAAGGAUUCAAAUCUGACGAGCUCUGGGACUUGUUCUGGCCAAGUGGCUUCCAUUUCUGUAACCACCCAACAAUGCCAGUUGCAGCUGGCAGAUUUGGUCCUGUUAAUGAGCGUUUAUGGAGAUUUGAAUAUGAAUUACCUCAAGGCCAAAUGCCACCAAAUCUUAACGAAGAUCUUCAGAAGCAAUUGGAACGACACCUCACAAUCCAACCUGGCUACUAUCGGGGAAAAUUGAUCACGAGUCCCGUGGUGUUCCCUUGGGACUGUGUCGAGAUAAUGCGAUGUCAGCCGGCGCUGUUCGCCCACAAGGUCGUCAACCGAUGGUUUGACAAUCGAACCAUUUUGAUAGGCGAUGCUGCGCAUGUUUUCCCCCCAUUUGGAGCCCAAGGCAUUGCCAACGGUGUUCGGGACGCUAUUGCAUUAUCCUGGCGUAUUGCCCUGAUGAUCAGGCUUAAGUCAGGCGCUGAAAUUCCAACCCGAAGCAACCGACUGCUGUACGUCUGGUCUCAAGAACGACGAAAAGGGGUGAAUGAUUCGAGCGUAGAGACGAUGCGAAAUGGGGCCUUGAUGAGGAACAAGUCCUGGAUAGUUGCGACAGUGCUGGGUAUCCUUAAUGGUUACGUGGGCGUGCCCGAUGGAUUCUUCCAAGCAAACGCACAUGGGGGCAGUAAGACUGCGCAAAUCUGGGUUAAGGCAACUAGCGGCUCGAUCCUUCUCACAGACGAGUUAUUCUGGAAGCCAAAGUCAAUCUUCACUCUAUUGAUUGUCAGCCCGAUCAAGCAAAAUGAAGCUGAGGAGCUCGAGCUGAUGCUUGAGGCGGCAGACUUACCUCCCAACAUUCUGGCUCACGAGAUUCCGGAGAUCCGCUUCAAGGGAUCGUCCUCUUCUGAUUACCCCACUUCGAAACGGAUCCUCCAGUACACAGUGUGCGAGCUCAGUGACUUGGAAGAAGAACGCAUCCACGUCUUCCCUGGCUACGACCACACAUCCUUCAGGAACCGGCUCCGCACCGAGGCGCGCUAUGUGUUAAUCAGACCUGAUUUCGUCAUCUAUUCUCAGGCGUCGACUCUAAAGCAGCUCGUGGGCCAGCUCCAGAUCGCAAAAGACAUGCUGGCGACAUAAUGAACGGGGUCUUCACAGCAAUGACUCCAACUGACGUCCUAGUUGCCGUUUACGGAGGGCAAUUUCUCCUGUCAAUUGAUCGGAAUUGAUCAAUCUGCCAGGAGCAACAGAUGGAUUGCUGUGACGCAAAAGUGUUGGACGGGC